UCAUGCCUUGCGACAAACACGUCACCAGUGUGAUGGUGGUUUCAAAGAUACUGGAAACUAACGCUCCUUCUUCUGUCUGUGGUGGUAUUGGGUGUGAUCCGCAGGGGGAACGCAGACCGAGGCGGAUUCAUUGAAGAUGGCAGACGAGGAGGACUCGGGGCCGGAGGCAGAGCCGGCUCCUUCCUCUCCCGCGGAGACCCCUCGUUCCGCCCGGCCUCACUACGUCUCGUUCUCCGAGAGCGUCCAGCCAGCGGUGGGCAUGAUGAGCCAGCUACUCAGCCAGCCUUCCUCCCUCAAAUUCGACAAGAACAUCAAACAGGCCUUCUACAACACAGGGGCGAUGAUUUUCGUGGCUAUCUGUUGCGGAGCGGCUGUGCUAGUCUUCUUUAUCCUGGAAGCCUUUCUGCGACCACUGCUCUGGGCCGUUCUCUGCGGGACCUUCCUCCACCCGUUCAAACACUCCCUAGCCCGGCUGGGCCGCUCCUGGCUCAACGGCCUGCAGGACACCGGGACGCCGAUACUCCUGGGGACGCUGCUGGUCCCCGUGUGGUGUUUCAACCACGGGGUGGAUUUCCUGGGGGGGCUGGUACUGGAGAGGCUCACGGUGCUGCUGGUGAUCGGGGCGGGCGCGCCCCUCAUCUACUUCUUUUACCUGUUCUGGAGCGUGAUUGGCAUGCAGGUGAUCAUCGGGCACGUGUGUGAUGUCAUCGGGGGCGCGCUGGACUGCUUCCACUCUGUGUGGGUGAUGACAGUGGUGUUGGGGUAUGUGCUGGCUGUAGCCUGCAAAUGGAGCCCUGUUACAGAGGGAUACCUGAGAACUAUGUCUGUACCUGUCUGGACAAUACUACUCUUCUACCUGGUGUCUCUGACUGGCUCGUGGAGAGUUCCUGUGUUUGUAAUCGUGGUCACGCUCCUCAUUGUGGGCUCUCAAGAGAAACCACCUGUCCCUGGCAACUCAGGUGAGCUGUCAGGACAGGUGUUGUCGUUCGCUGCUAACACCAUCUACAUGGCCAUCUCCUGCAGUAACCUCCGCCUGGGCCCCGAGAGAGAGACCAGCACCAGCAGUGGCUCCACAGAUGGGGUGGACUCUGUGGGACCUGGCCCAUCCUGUCCCCCCUCUGUCCUCCCGUUCCCCCGUCGGGCCCGUGCUGAGCUGGGGGGUCUCUUCCAAAAGGAGAAGGGGUCCCAAAGAGCCAGUGAUAUCUACUUUGUCCUGCUGGUCUGGGCUUUUGUACUGGUCCAAGUCUGGCUCAAUCUCUGGAUGCUACAACUACUGCCUAUCCCAGUGGCUGUGUGGGUGUUGAAGAAGCUGGUGGUACGUUUUGGUCUGAAGCGAUUCGCUGAGAAGACUCUGUCGUCAUGGUGGGUAGGACUGGAGAAGUUUGGCCGUGAGCGACAGGACGCCAUCAUGCCUGGACCAAUCAAAGGACUCGUUCAGUUCCUGCUACGCGUUGACACCAAGCUCUGGCAUUGGCUUAACAAGCAGAUGGUCAUAUGGUUGGAGCGCUCCCUGGAUAAACUAAUCAGUAUCUUCAUCAUCUUCCUGUUGGUGACAGGAACUCUGCUCAUGGGUCUCCUGCUCACUGCUAUGGUUCAUCAUGAAAGUGUUCAUAUCAUAGAGGUCACCAGUAACCUUAUCAAUGAGACUGUGUCCAACCAUCCAGAAUGGGCCAAUUGGCUCCCUGAGGCCCAGGUCAUCCAGAAAGCUAUGAACUCAGCUGCCACUAACGUCUACCAGCACGGUCGAGAAUGGAUAACAUUCAAGCUCCAUAAGAUGCUUGGUGAAAAGGGGAACCACACGGCUGUCAUAGAAAAGCAGGUUCUGGAACUGUGGGACAGACUGUACCACUCCUGGUUUGUCAAGAAUGUAACCCAUACGGGAGGGCGUAACCGUAGUGGUGGUCAGAAGCUUGUCCAGAGACAGAACAGCUGGCUGGGAGAGAUCUUAGACUGGCAGGACAUCGCCUCCUUCGCACAUGACAAUAUAGAAACACUUCUCUCUAUAGUGGAGUCUCUGUGGGUGGUGAUGAGUCGGAACGUUGGGCUGCUGAUCUCCACGACGACCACACUCCUCACUGUCCUCUUCCACAGCGGCACAGCUCUACUCAACUUCGCCCUCAGCCUGGUGAUAUUCCUGACCACGUUGUUCUACCUGCUGAGUUCCAGUGGAGAGUACUAUGAGCCUGUGAAAUGGGUGAUCAGCCUCACUCCUCUGUCCCAGCCCGGAGCAUCCUCUAACAUCAUAGGACAGUCUGUAGAGGAGGCCAUCAGGGGGGUGUUUGAUGCCUCUCUGAAGAUGGCAGGGUUCUAUGGUCUCUACACCUGGCUGACACACACCAUCUUCGGCAUCCACAUUGUCUUCAUCCCCUCUGCCCUGGCUGCUAUCCUGGGUGCGGUGCCGUUCCUGGGGACCUACUGGGCAGCUCUGCCCGCUGUGUGUGACCUGUGGCUGGCCCAGGGAGAGGGGGUCAAAGCCCUGCUACUGCUGGUCUUCCAUCUACUGCCCACCUACUUCGUAGACACAGCCAUCUACUCUGAUAUAUCAGGUGGUGGUCACCCGUAUCUGACUGGUCUAGCGGUGGCAGGCGGAGCAUACUAUCUGGGUCUGGAGGGGGCGAUCAUCGGUCCUAUCCUGCUCUGUAUCCUUGUGGUAGCCUCCAACAUCUACAGUGCCAUGCUGAUGAGUCCCACCUCUGCCCAGCCCACCCCUAUACAGUCUACCUGGCCACUACACCCUGCCAGGCCCUUCAUGGACACCACUCCCUCUGUGCUGAAGAGGGCGAGCGAGUGAGAGGGGGUGUGUCUCCUGGUUUCUCAUUGGCUGGGUGCCUGUCCCUUGGCUUCCCAUAGGCUGAUUACCUGGAGAAGCGCCCUUUCCUCCCCCGUGCUCCUCCCGAGCUCUACGGGGUCUCCCAGGCGGAGUGGCAGGGUGUGAGGGGAGGUUACCCACGAUGCCAUCUGCCUGAUAAAGCUACUUUCCAAACCAUGGAGGAGAGACCCUCCCCUCUCCCAACACAUAUAAGACCAUAGAAAAUAUUUAGAUUAUAAAUCAAAGCAAUGGUCCGCAAUAUGUAUAUUGGGCAUACCAUAUUUGAUAUUGAAUGUUUGAUGAAUUGAUGCUUAUCACAUCAUCUCGUGAAUGCGGUGCCUCUCUGUGUUGCACACAUGCAGCAAUGGCAAAGUGUAUUGUGCCGCCAUAAUGGAUGGGAACACGUGGAGUUUAGAACAAGGUCUGUUCUACCCAUUCUAUGUACACGUAUAAGUCCCCCCAGGACCAUAUCUGCAGACCUGCCUAAAGUGGGAUGUAUCUUACCCCCCCCUCCCCCAAUCCUUCUUACCCCCUCUACACGGCCGUUUGGGGCGGUUAAAGUUCAGAAUGGGCCACACGUUGUAAGGUGCAAUGGAACACCGAGUCAAUUAACUAACCCUGGUCCUGGAGAGCUACUGGGUGGGCAGGGUUUAGUUCCGGCCCAGCAUUAACACAUCUGGGUCCCCGAGUGGCGCAGUGGUCUAAGGCACUGCAGCGCAGUGUAAGCUGUGUCACUAGAGAUCCUGGUUCGAAUCC
Coregonus clupeaformis (lake whitefish) is the source of this 3565-nucleotide messenger RNA. RefSeq names its product transmembrane protein 245-like. The transcript has 17 exons. NCBI's taxonomy places the organism in Eukaryota, Metazoa, Chordata, Actinopteri, Salmoniformes, Salmonidae. The record is from RefSeq and is a predicted model, not a curated record. The coding region runs from base 137 to 2791 and encodes 884 amino acids.